Messenger RNA from Fragaria vesca subsp. vesca, 786 nucleotides. RefSeq names its product protein NDR1-like. NCBI's taxonomy places the organism in Eukaryota, Viridiplantae, Streptophyta, Magnoliopsida, Rosales, Rosaceae. The transcript has 2 exons. The coding region runs from base 1 to 786 and encodes 261 amino acids. The record is from RefSeq and is a predicted model, not a curated record. Gene Ontology annotation, biological process: defense response to other organism.
AUGCAAAAAGACCCGAAAUGCUUUAACUUCCCUUCACUUCCCCGUCAUCUUCUUCACUACAAAAACACUUCCAAAACCGUUAUCCUAUUCAUCAAAUUGCUUUCUUCAAAACCCUAUUCGACUCUUCCAGUUCGUUCCUCUUCCUCCCCAAAACCCCAACCCAUCAAGCGUCAGCACACUGCCCGGUACUACGCCCAUCGGGUCAAAGAAAGCCUCACCACCCGGGUGUCCAAGCUCAUAUGUACCAUUUUCUUGGCUCUCCUUCUUGUUGUUGGUAUGGUAACUUUCAUACUAUGGCUUAGUCUCCGACCUCACCGUCCCAGGUUUCAUAUCCAUCAAUUCUCAGUACCAGAUUUGAACCAAGCAACGGGGUUCGAAAAUGCAGUGAUAUCGUUCAAUGCCAGCGCCCGUAAUGCAAACCAUAAUAUUGGCAUAUAUUAUGAUUCCAUGGACGGGGCGGUUUACUAUAAGGACCAAAGGAUUGGUUUUAUCUCAUCAUUAUUGCCGCCAUUUUAUCAAGGUCCCAAGAACACAACAACCGUAGAUGGAUCGUUUACAGGUGCCAGCUUGACGGUAAGUAGCCAACGGUGGUCGGAGUUCAUGAAUGAUCGUGCAAAAGGGAACGUGGUGUUUCGCUUAGAUUUAACGUCGACGAUUAGGUUCAAGAUUUCGACCUGGAAUAGUAAGCGGCACCGUGUUCACGCCAACUGUGAUAUCGGCGUAGGCCAAGAUGGCCAGAUCCUGGCCCCUUAUAAAGAUAAGAGAUGUCCAGUCUAUUUCACUUAG